UGCAGCGCAGGCGCAGAGAGCGCCCCCGCCAGGAGCACUGGGAGAUGGAGUCCAGGCUCCUCCAUUUUGGCCCGGGGCCCUUCGAAAGAGACUGAGCAAAUUGCAGAGACGUUUGUGAGAGGUGCAGAGUUGGGAAGGAGCAAGUUUAUCGAUUUCCGUAUGCUCAUUAACAUAAAAAUUAACAGUACCUUGUACUUUCUCAAACAUUUUUCCAUAUCUCUUCCCCCUUUUUCUUACUAUCACCUCCUCUAAUUUACAAAUGAGAAAAUUAAGCUUAAGGAGGGAGGAAAGCCCCAUGAACUAGGAACUAGUCAACAUCAUAGAAGCUUCGCGAGGACAGGCACCUUUGUGUAUCUCAUUCGAGCACCCAGAACAGUGUAAAUAAGUGUUGUGUAAUAUUUAUUACACCAGACACCCCCAGGCAACCCAAGUAUUACCCCCAAACUUGUAAAAGUUAAGUCAAAAAGAGAUGAAACCUCUGCUCCACAGCAACACGGCAAGAAAGUGAUUUGAAUUGAAGUGUGUUGGGCGUGAGGGCCUCUUUUCUCCACUAAGUUGGUAGAUCGCUUUCCGUUAAGCUGUUUCCCAGUCCUCCCUCAUCGGCCCUGAGAAAGAGCUUCCGAAAACAGAGCAUUUGCUCUAUCAAGGAACACAGAUCGCCGUGAGGGGACCUGCUACUCAGGGCCAAUCCCAAUGGCCCUCCUCUUUGAAUCUUAACUUAUGGCUCUUUAAUGUAAAGAUCCUGCUUCACUAGCUUCUCAAGGUCUGUGAGCCUUCCCGAUCACACUGGGAAGCCCGCGGUGAAAUUCCCAACUUCCAGCAUGAUCCUUGGCACAAGAUGUGGGGUUCCAGCAGACACUUGUAUUCCCUUGGAUGGCCCAGAGCCAGUUCCCUGGGUUCCAGUGACAGGAGGCAGAGGAAGAAUCACACCAGCAAACUCCAUGAGUUGGCAUUGCUGUUGCCUGUGGCCCUGAAGACGGGCACCAAGAAGCUCACGAAGAAGGAGAUUCUGCUGCAUGUCCUGCAUUACAUCCAGCACCUCCAGAGAAGCAUUGAUGUGGCCAAGACCUUGCUCAAAUUCCACACCACCAAUGGGGAAGGUGGACUCCGGGGGCUGGGUCGGAACUGGGGCUCAGGCCCUGCACGGCGGAGACAUUCCACCCCCUCGAGCUCCCCACAUUCUCGCAAGUCCCGUCUUCAGGGAGCCUGUCGGAAACCCCGCAAGAAGAAACCCACUGGAUUGUCAGAAGGCCAGAGCCGGGCCCAGAACCCGCGCCGCUGUCUGGAUCUGGACAAGCUCAAGAAGUGGGUGGCCCUGUCUCCAGAGCAGCAAGGAAGGAACACGGGGGGGACUGUCACCCCUUCAAGACAUGCCAGCUCCUGCUGUCACCCCAAAGUUGCAUCAUCGCUGCCUCAAAGUGACAGGAAGGGAGGACGGUCCCGGCUGACGCUGCUGGACAUGGCUGAGAACAGCAGCCACUGUGACUGCUCAGGUUGCUGUUGCCGAGUCAGUGCCCAGGGUGAUGGGCUCUACCAAGCCUUCAAGGCCCAGCAAGGGGCUGAGCGGAUCCACUUUCUCAACAGGACCCAGCCCUGUCCCAGGCAGAAGCUGGUGUUCUAUGAUUCCAGCGAGGAUCUGGACAAGGAGUCCCCAGAUGCUGACCCUUGGCUUCCUGCCUGGACCCCGGAGGGCAGCCCCCCUGGGAGCCCGCUGGCCUUGGGGCCUCCCCAAAUCAACAGCUGCACCAUGUCAGGCCACCCGAGUGCGAUCCUAGGGCUCAGCCCCUCCCUCUUCAGCUCCCCGGGAAAGCUGCUUCCAGAGCAGAUCCUGGGGGAUGGCACGGAGUUCCUGACCCAAGCUCUCUUCGAGGACGUUUUCCUGGACCCCGAGUCUUCGCCUACUGGUGGCGUGCUUGAGGGACUCCAGGACGAGGAGAUGCCCCCAGCGCCGCCCGAAGACCCCGCUGACUCCCACAGCCUGUGCCAGUCCUCCGUGUCACUGGACCACUGCUACCUGUCGCUGAGCGAGAACAGCAAGGCGCCGUCCGGCUCCAGCUCCAGCUGGGAGGGCUCAGAGGCCGAGUCGGUGUGGAGGCGGCAGGAGGACGCUCAGGCCAACCCCAAGGGCCGGCUGUCCUCCAGCGACGAGGACGGGGACUACACGUGGACCCCCACGCGGCGGGCCGCCAGCCUGCCCGCAGCUGGGAGGAAGGUCAGGAAGGGCCCCGCGAAGCUCAAGGAAAACAAGAAAGCCUCCUGCCCGACCCAGACGAAGAAAAAGUGCGUCAACGGCUUUAUCAUGUUCUGCAGGAUGAACCGGAAGCAGUAUAUCCGAGCCUGUCCCGGGACUGCUUCCACAGCCGCCACCAAGGAGCUGGCCCAGCUGUGGCGGGUGAUGACCCAGCAGGAGCGGAGACCUUACUGCAUCAAAGCCCGCAGGUUUAGCCUCCAGCACAACCGGAUUGUGAAGCAGGACAGCUCCAGCAGCGAGGACGAGGACUGGGGGACCCCCAAGCCCUUCUACCAGCUGCUGGCCGAGAAGGCCCGCCGUUCCCCAGACCUGGCCCCUCUGCUGCCCCCUCAGCACCACUGAGAGGGUAACCCUGCCGCACCCCUCCUCCCUCCUGGGCCUCACCCCUCCCAGAGCAGGCUGGGAGGAGCCGUCCUAAUGGUCCCCACUGCUAUGUGCGUUUGCCUGGUGUUGGGGCAACCGGAACUGCCUGCAGACCCCACUGCCCUGCCUGCAGCCCUUCCCUUGCCUGGGUGCCUUAGGGAGCCGUGGGGUGGGAGGAGGGGAGCCUUGAGUGAAAGGUAGUUAAGGUGCGGUUUGUGGGCCAAGGGGCUCGCUCUGCCCUUCCACUGGCCACCCCAGGACCCGGUGGUUUCAACCCUGUUCUUACCUCACCCCACUCCUCCGUCCCCUGUUCUAUUUAUAGAUUAUUUAUUGUUUGCAACAAAAUAAAGUGGGACCUUGU
Messenger RNA from Mustela lutreola (European mink), 2975 nucleotides. It is a transcript of the gene MEIOSIN, whose product is annotated as meiosis initiator. The transcript has 14 exons. Bases 839 to 2593 code for a protein of 584 amino acids. Gene Ontology annotation, molecular function: protein dimerization activity. NCBI's taxonomy places the organism in Eukaryota, Metazoa, Chordata, Mammalia, Carnivora, Mustelidae. The record is from RefSeq and is a predicted model, not a curated record.